Molecule: messenger RNA, 1749 nt
Organism: Linnemannia hyalina
Lineage: Eukaryota; Fungi; Mortierellomycota; Mortierellomycetes; Mortierellales; Mortierellaceae
Source: the annotation of a GenBank genome assembly
AUGGCCAGUCUCAAGCACGAACUCGAUCAGUGGAACGAGGGUGUGAUGGCAUUCGACCAGGGCCUGUACGAGGAUGCCCUCGAGUGCUUCGAGCCCAUUGCCGAUUCAGCAAAGAUCCACUUCAACAUCGGUGUCGUCCUUGCCACCCUGGGAGACUUUGAAGGAGCAGGUGCUGCUUACGAACUAGCAACCAAGCUCGACCAGUACCUCGCAAUUGCAUACUUCCAGAACGGAGUCGCCAACGUCGCCCUUGAAAACUAUGCCAAGGCCUUGACCUGCUUUCAUGAUGCCUACUUGUAUCUUCGCGGGAACAUGGUCAUCGACUACACACAAUUGGGGCUGGACUUCAAGCUGUAUUCGUGCCAAGUACUUUUCAAUCGCGCCUUGUGCUACAUUGAACUCGGCGAAAUGGAUCUUGGUAUGACCGACCUCUGGCGCGCCACACGGGAAAAGCAGACAAAGGCACACGACAUGUUGGAUCAGGCACUCAGGGAUAAGGGUCAGGACUGCACCGUCUUCACCGUCCCCCAGGGGGUUCUUUAUCGGCCAGCAGAGUCCAAGGUCAAAAACUCGAAAAAGAAGGACUACCUUGGCAGCUCCAAGGUCAUUGCUGCCGUCGAUGCCUCGGACCAGUUUGCAGGAUUCAAGGGGAAGUCAGCCUGGCAGGUCCAGAUGAGUGGCCCAACUAAUGUUGCCUCGACAGAAGAGCGACCAAUGACGCCGCCCAAUGGACUUCAACGCCGCGCCACAGAGCGCGUUGUCCCUGGGGGCGUAACAGGAAGGGCAAGGAGAGAUACCGACCCCGAGAGACCUCACAUGUUGGAGCAUGCAAACUCAUUCAACGGCACCGAAGCUAUGACCCGUCGCGGUCCCGGCCCUUCUGCUCUUGGCCCAGCUGGAUCUGAGCCUCGAACCCAGAUGCUGACCAGGCGCAACACUGAGGCGCAGAGACCUUCACCCCUCGAUAUCGACAACAGCGCGUACCCACCCACCAGCCGCUCCAAUGGCCCCAACUCUGCAGCCCCCGGAGGACCAGGAGCAGGAGGAAGGAACAGAUAUCAGGAUGACAUGGAUGACGUUGACCAAUAUAUCAACGCGCUCUCUCUGGACUCACAGCAAUCGCCCUCGGACCUGCGCGUCUCACCCAUCCCGGCUCGAUCCAACUCGGGCUCCAACUUGCGCCCAGGCAUGCAUCGCAACCAAUCACAUUCUAAUGGACCUUCGCCUCCACCGUCGGUUUAUGAUGGCACUAGCCCACCCAAUGGCCGGUCGGUCGGACCUGUGGUAGCCGAUUUGAGGCGGAUGGGCAGCAAUACGCGUGGAUUGAACCGUGAGGACAGUGUUCGCAGCAAUGCCUCUGGCGGCAUGUACCAAGGCUCACAGAUGAACUCCAGCCCACUGGCAUACAGCAAUAGCGUCAGCAGUAACGGUACUCCCCGAUCUGAGGAAGGAUCCUCCUACCUCGACGAGCCUGUUUACAAGGGCCUUCGCGACAAGCUUCGCGUGAAGUGCCAUUACAUUGACACGAGGGCAGUUCUUGUCAGGGUCGACACGCCUCUCCAGGAACUGUUGCAAAAGGUUCAGGAAAAGUUCCAGGCAGAUCGACCUCUCAAACUCAAGUACAAGGACGAGGAUCACCAUAUGCUGUCGAUGAUCGAUGACGAGGACUGGUUGAUGGCCCAGCAGGUUCAGAUGGAGACCCAGGGCAGUCUUGAUCGCAUGGAGCUCUGGUGCUUUGACGACGAUUAG